UAUUCCGAUUUCAGCAGGCUCGCUUCCGUUUCUUCUUCUUCUUUUCGACAAGCACAGCAGAACUAAACGAAGUUUCUUUUCACUGAUGAAAAUUUUAUUAGUGCUUCUUCGUUACGGUAAGAGAAUCGAGUGGCGGCGAAGAGCGAAAACUGCAGAAAAUAUCGGAUCGUGUUUUCGGUUCAGAUCUCGCUGCAGUUAUUAAUGUCGAAGUCCCUUGAAGCCGAUUUCCAGCCUAUUGCUGUCAUUUUCUCAAGUUUCUGGUUUGGUUCUAAGCUGCAACAGCGUAGGAUCUGGUCUAGUUUUGGUGGACUCUGUGAAAGAAGUUCAGCCAGGAGAGCUAUCUCCUUUAUCGACAGAGGAUUCUACCGUAGGUCAUACUUUGGUUCGGUGUCCAUGGGAGCAGAACUUACUCGGGCAAGAGCGGGAGUUGAAACAAUGUUUAGGUCAUCUGCGAAGCCUAGAUCAGUAAAGGCUCAAGCUUCUGAUGAAGGUAUUGAGGAUGGUAUCCCCACCAAGCUUCAAGGAAAAUCUUCUGGAUCAGUUUUUGCCUAUGUUGGUGUUGCUUGUUUAGGAGCUAUUUUGUUUGGGUAUCAUCUAGGUGUUGUGAAUGGGGCACUUGAAUACUUAUCUAAGGAUCUUGGUAUUGCUGAGAAUACUGCGUUACAAGGAUGGAUUGUCAGCACUCUCCUAGCCGGUGCUACUGUUGGUUCAUUCACUGGAGGAACACUGGCUGACAAGUUUGGUAGAACAAGGACUUUUCAACUAGAUGCAAUUCCACUUGCAGUUGGGGCAUUUCUCUGUGCAACAGCCCAGAGUGUACAGACAAUGAUAAUUGGCCGCUUAUUUUCCGGCAUCGGAAUUGGUAUCUCAUCUGCUUUAGUGCCACUUUACAUAUCGGAGAUUUCACCAACCGAAAUUCGUGGUGCUCUUGGAUCUAUCAACCAACUUUUCAUUUGUAUUGGAAUUCUUGCAGCAUUGUUGGCUGGAUUACCAUUAGCACAGAAUCCCCUAUGGUGGAGGACAAUGUUCGGGAUUGCAGUUGUUCCUUCUGUUCUGAUGGCUCUGGGGAUGUCUUUUUCUCCAGAAAGUCCCAGGUGGCUUUUCCAGCAAGGGAAAACUUCUCAAGCUGAGAUGGCUAUAAGGACACUCUUUGGAAAAGAAAAAAUUGCUGAUGUCAUGCAUGAUUUAAGAGAAAGUAAUCAGAGUUCCACAGAGCCAGAGGCUGGGUGGUUUGACCUCUUUAGUAGUCGUUAUUGGAAAGUUGUGAGCGUGGGUUUAGCACUUUUCUUUUUUCAACAAUUAGCUGGAAUAAAUGCUGUGGUAUAUUACUCCACUUCUGUGUUCCGCAGCGCUGGGAUUGCAUCUGAUGUUGCAGCAAGUGCUUUGGUUGGGGCAUCAAAUGUUUUUGGCACUGUUAUUGCAUCUUCCUUAAUGGACAGGCAAGGAAGAAAGAGUCUCUUGAUUACAAGCUUUCUUGGAAUGGCUUCUUCAAUGUUGCUACUCUCAUUCUCCUUCACUUGGAAGGUGUUGGCACCAUAUUCUGGGACACUUGCUGUUCUGGGUACAGUCCUCUACGUAUUGUCCUUUUCACUGGGUGCGGGACCUGUGCCAGCUCUUCUUCUUCCAGAGAUAUUUGCCUCUAGAAUAAGAGCAAAAGCAGUUGCCUUGUCUUUGGGCAUGCACUGGGUUUCCAACUUUGUCAUUGGCUUGUAUUUCUUGAGUGUUGUAAACAAGUAUGGGAUCAACACCGUCUAUUUGGGAUUUGCAACUGUCUGUGCUCUAGCUGUUUUGUACAUAGCUGCCAACGUUGUGGAAACCAAGGGGAGAUCACUGGAGGAAAUUGAGCGUGCUCUUAACCCUGCAGUCUAAUCUGUACAAUAGCUGGAAGCAAAGGUAGUAAACAAGACUUGUGAGACUUGCCCUACAUGGGAGGUGAAACUUUUCUAUGGUGGAAAAAAGUGCAUAGCAUCAGAUGAGACUUGAUUAGCGAUUUCCAUGUUCAGCUUUUUCUUUUCUUAAGAUGAACGUUUCCUAGACUUUAGUGAAAUCUCUGUCCAAACGUUUCAGAUAUGCUGUUUGUGCAGUAACAUUGUUCUGUUUGUUUUAAAGGAUUAUAAUAUUGUAUCGUUGUAUAGCAACUGGAAUGUGCGUAGCUAAGAGAAAUAAGAAAUGCAUGUAAUUUUGGAUUAUUAGCCAA
This is a messenger RNA of Nelumbo nucifera (sacred lotus), 2197 nucleotides long. RefSeq names its product plastidic glucose transporter 4-like. The record is from RefSeq and is a predicted model, not a curated record. Lineage: Eukaryota; Viridiplantae; Streptophyta; Magnoliopsida; Proteales; Nelumbonaceae. Gene Ontology annotation, molecular function: carbohydrate:proton symporter activity. Gene Ontology annotation, cellular component: membrane. Gene Ontology annotation, biological process: transmembrane transport; carbohydrate transport.